ACUUUUGGUUUAGGAAAGAAUAACAUGAAAAGUAUAGCAUGCUCCAAGUAUACAGCUUCUCGGUCGUCUUUAGAUUUCUGGUGGGCCUUUGCAUUGAAACCUAACUCUUUGUUUUGGUUUAAUUCGCUUCCUUUUCAAAUUAUGUCAUAGUCCUGCUUGGUUGUUUUUUUGUGUGUGCUAGAAGGCAGGGCCUGUGAGAGGAGACCCUCAGUUACAUCAGGGUUAAAAAAGCACAGGAAGUUUACGCACAGAGCAAAGCCAUUUGCUAGAAUUGGUUUUUAUCCUUCCGUUUCGAAAAUAAAGUUGCUGUUUGUGUUGGAGAUGCUGUCAUCAGAAUUCCGCGGCACAAAGAGAAAGAUACAAAAAUAUCUCUCUGACAUAUAACUUUCCCCCUUCUUCUAGCCCCUUGCUAGGAAUGCCAGAAGAGGAUCCUACGCUGACUGGAACCAUUAGGUCUUUUGUUUGAAUCCCAGUGAUCGAGAAAGAAAUGUGGUUCAUAAUCAGCUAGUAGUGGAGAAAAAAAGAACCCAAGGAGAUAGGAGAGCUGUUAAUUUCACUCGGGACAUCUCCUCGAGACUAGUUUACUCGGAAAGCCUCAAUGUUCCCUGGUAGCUGCAGGAUCUACUUUGGGGGCUGCCAAGUUUCCUCUCUCAUUCUUUCUCCUGCCCCAAGAGCAGGCAGGAAGGAAAGUUCCUGGACUGAUACUCGUCUGUUUAGUAGGCGUGGGUCCUGGUUGAAGUCUCUCUAGGAAAACUCGUAAGUGUAGAAAUCUUCUUCGUAUUACCACUGUCUCUGCAAUGAGAUUUGGGCUGCUUUGCUUCCAGCGUCACACAUCAUAACUGAGAGACAGGGUCCCUCUCUGUUGACCUGGCUGGAGUGCAGUGGUGCGAUCAAGGCUCACCGUAACCUCCAACUCCUGGGCUCCAGUGAUCCUCCUGCUUUAGCCUCCUGAAUAGCUAGGAUUACAGAGUUUUGCUCUGUCACCCAGGCUGGAGUGCAGUGACACGAUCUUGGCUCACCGCAACCUCCACCUCCCGAGUUCAAGUGAUUCUCAUGUCUCAGUCUCCUCAGCUUCCUGGAUUUUGCCACGUUGCCCAGGCUGGUCUCGAAUGCCAGAGCUCAGAAAGAUAAAAACUCUCCAGAUGUCUUCCAGUAAUGUCGAAGUUUUUAUCCCAAUGUCACAAGGAAACACCAAUGGCUUCCCCGCGACAACUUCCAAUGACCUGAAGGCAUUUACUGAAGGAGCUGUGUUAAGUUUUCAUAACAUCUGCUAUCGAGUAAAACUGAAGAGUGGCUUUCUACCUUGUCGAAAACCAGUUGAGAAAGAAAUAUUAUCGAAUAUCAAUGGGAUCAUGAAACCUGGUCUCAACGCCAUCCUGGGACCCACAGGUGGAGGCAAAUCUUCGUUAUUAGAUGUCUUAGCUGCAAGGAAAGAUCCAAGUGGAUUAUCUGGAGAUGUUCUGAUAAAUGGAGCACCGAGACCUGCCAAUUUCAAAUGUAAUUCAGGUUACGUGGUACAAGAUGAUGUUGUGAUGGGCACUCUGACGGUGAGAGAAAACUUACAGUUCUCAGCAGCUCUUCGGCUUCCAACAACUAUGACGAAUCAUGAAAAAAAUGAACGGAUUAACAGGGUCAUUCAAGAGUUAGGUCUGGAUAAAGUGGCAGACUCCAAGGUUGGAACUCAGUUUAUCCGUGGUGUGUCUGGAGGAGAAAGAAAAAGGACUAGUAUAGGAAUGGAGCUUAUCACUGAUCCUUCCAUCUUGUUCUUGGAUGAGCCUACAACUGGCUUAGACUCAAGCACAGCAAAUGCUGUCCUUUUGCUCCUGAAAAGGAUGUCUAAGCAGGGACGAACAAUCAUCUUCUCCAUUCAUCAGCCUCGAUAUUCCAUCUUCAAGUUGUUUGAUAGCCUCACCUUAUUGGCCUCAGGAAGACUUAUGUUCCACGGGCCUGCUCAGGAGGCCUUGGGAUACUUUGAAUCAGCUGGUUAUCACUGUGAGGCCUAUAAUAACCCUGCAGACUUCUUCUUGGACAUCAUUAACGGAGAUUCCACUGCUGUGGCAUUAAACAGAGAAGAAGACUUUAAAGCCACAGAGAUCAUAGAGCCUUCCAAGCAGGAUAAGCCACUCAUAGAAAAAUUAGCAGAGAUUUAUGUCAACUCCUCCUUCUACAAAGAGACAAAAGCUGAAUUACAUCAACUUUCCGGGGGUGAGAAGAAGAAGAAGAUCACAGUCUUCAAGGAGAUCAGCUACACCACCUCCUUCUGUCAUCAACUCAGAUGGGUUUCCAAGCGUUCAUUCAAAAACUUGCUGGGUAAUCCCCAGGCCUCUAUAGCCCAGAUCAUUGUCACAGUCAUACUGGGACUGGUCAUAGGUGCCAUUUACUUUGGGCUAAAAAAUGAUUCUACUGGAAUCCAGAACAGAGCUGGGGUUCUCUUCUUCCUGACGACCAACCAGUGUUUCAGCAGUGUUUCAGCCGUGGAACUCUUUGUGGUAGAGAAGAAGCUCUUCAUACAUGAAUACAUCAGCGGAUACUACAGAGUGUCAUCUUAUUUCCUUGGAAAACUGUUAUCUGACUUAUUACCCAUGAGGAUGUUACCAAGUAUUAUAUUUACCUGUAUAGUGUACUUCAUGUUAGGAUUGAAGCCAAAGGCAGACGCCUUCUUCGUUAUGAUGUUUACCCUUAUGAUGGUGGCUUAUUCAGCCAGUUCCAUGGCACUGGCCAUAGCAGCAGGUCAGAGUGUGGUUUCUGUAGCAACACUUCUCAUGACCAUCUGUUUUGUGUUUAUGAUGAUUUUUUCAGGUCUGUUGGUCAAUCUCACAACCAUUGCAUCUUGGCUGUCAUGGCUUCAGUACUUCAGCAUUCCACGAUAUGGAUUUACGGCUUUGCAGCAUAAUGAAUUUUUGGGACAAAACUUCUGCCCAGGACUCAAUGCAACAGGAAACAAUCCUUGUAACUAUGCAACAUGUACUGGCGAAGAAUAUUUGGUAAAGCAGGGCAUCGAUCUCUCACCCUGGGGCUUGUGGAAGAAUCACGUGGCCUUGGCUUGUAUGAUUGUUAUUUUCCUCACAAUUGCCUACCUGAAAUUGUUAUUUCUUAAAAAAUAUUCUUAAAUUUCCCCUUAAUUCAGUAUGAUUUAUCCUCACAUAAAAAAGAAGCACUUUGAUUGAAGUAUUCAAUCAAGUUUUUUUGUUGUUUUCUGUUCCCUUGCCAUCACACUGUUGCACAGCAGCAAUUGUUUUAAAGAGAUACAUUUUUAGAAAUCACAACAAACUGAAUUAAACAUGAAAGAACCUAA
Pan troglodytes (chimpanzee) is the source of this 3295-nucleotide messenger RNA. RefSeq names its product ATP binding cassette subfamily G member 2 (gene ABCG2). Gene Ontology annotation, cellular component: plasma membrane. Gene Ontology annotation, biological process: transmembrane transport. The transcript is spliced from 18 exons. Gene Ontology annotation, molecular function: efflux transmembrane transporter activity; ATP hydrolysis activity; ATP binding. Bases 1110 to 3110 code for a protein of 666 amino acids. NCBI's taxonomy places the organism in Eukaryota, Metazoa, Chordata, Mammalia, Primates, Hominidae. The record is from RefSeq and is a predicted model, not a curated record.